Messenger RNA from Salvelinus fontinalis (brook trout), 3670 nucleotides. Its product is annotated as 2-acylglycerol O-acyltransferase 1-like. The record is from RefSeq and is a predicted model, not a curated record. The coding region runs from base 199 to 1209 and encodes 336 amino acids. Gene Ontology annotation, cellular component: endoplasmic reticulum membrane. Gene Ontology annotation, molecular function: diacylglycerol O-acyltransferase activity. Gene Ontology annotation, biological process: triglyceride biosynthetic process. Lineage: Eukaryota; Metazoa; Chordata; Actinopteri; Salmoniformes; Salmonidae. The transcript has 6 exons.
CCUAUCAUUUGUAUUUUACUUGAAUAGUUCUGCGCAUGAAGUCUUGCCAAAAUGCCACGAACUUGGAUGACCGCCUUGUUAAAGCUGCUGAGUAUAAAAAGAUUUUGACAAGGACAGGGGCAUAAGAUAGUGACCCUUCCCCUGCUCUGUGCCCUUGACCACGGAACAUUUUAGAAGCCGGGAGUGGGAACCGCAGACAUGGUCAAGAUAGAGCUUGCACCGUUGAAUAUCCCGUUCAACCGACGUUUACAGACAGCUGCAGUUCUUCAAUGGGUCUUCUGCUUUCUCUUUGGAGCGCAGUGUUGUUUUUGUGUGUAUGUUGUGAUCGUGUUGAAUGGAUACUGGCACAUGGCUGCUCUGUAUGCCCUGUGGCUCUACCUGGACUGGGACACACCUCAGGCUGGGGGCCGCAGGUCUGACUGGGUACGCCACUGGACCGUGUGGAAACACUUUGGAGACUAUUUCCCCAUCCAUCUGAUUAAGACAUGUGACCUAGACCCAGAAAGGAACUACCUGAUGGGGUUCCAUCCUCACGGAAUCCUGGUAGCCGGAGCGUUUGGCAAUUUCUGUACAGAAUACACAGGUUUCCAAGAGCUCUAUCCAGGAAUGACUCCUUACCUGCAUACCCUCGGCAUCUGGUUUGGCUUCCCAUUCUUCCGGGAGUACCAUAUGUCCUCAGGGGUUGUUUCUUGUUCCAAGAAGAGUCUUACCCAUGUGUUGAGCCAGAGGGGAGGGGGCAACGUGUCAAUCAUAGUGAUUGGUGGGACGGCAGAGUCCCUGGAGGCCAGGCCUGGGAGCCUCAUCCUGGAGGCCCUCAACAGGAAGGGCUUUGUCAAGAUUGCUCUCAGGUGUGGGGCUCAUCUGGUGCCAGUGUUCUCCUUUGGGGAGAAUGAUCUGUUUAAUCAGCUGAAGAACCCGAAGGGCUCCCUGGUCCGUACCAUCCAGGAGGGCAUGAGGAAGACCCUGGGCUUCAGUUUGCCUCUGUUCCACGCCCGGGGGGUUUUCCAGUACAGCUUGGGCUUCAUGCCCUUCAGACAACCCAUCUACACCAUUGUGGGAGAGCCCAUAGUUGUGGAGAGGAACGUGAGCCCCUCAUCAGCUGAGGUAGACAGGCUGCAUGGCUGUUACCUGGAGGCGCUGGCUAAGCUGUUUGAGCAGCACAAGGCUGAGUACAGGAUCCUAGAGCACCAGCACCUCAUCUUCACCUGACCAGACCAAAUGAAGUCAGAUAGCACUACACUGUAGGAUUGCACCAUUCAACCAGCUCCUGACCAAUACACACUGAUACAGACUUUCAAACAAACAUAGUGCAAACAUACACAAAAUCACACAUGGGAAAUGGACACGUGCAUGCUUGCAUACAUGUAGAGUGAACACCCAUUUACACAAUCAAACGGGCAUCGCUCUCAUCCUUUACUCUCUUAUACAGUCACCAUAGGCCCAGAGUAAGUCAGCUGAGUUGAGCGUUGGAAACCCCGCUCAUUGAGCACCGCUAUGGAACUCCAUCUCCUUUCCACCGGCUCUCUAAAAACCCCUUCACGUUCAUUAAAAUCACAAUUUAACCAACACCAAUCUAUUUUUGUGACUACCUAGACCUACCAUUUGGUUUUGAAGUAUUGAAAUCAAACCACAUGACUUGAAUGAAAAGUAUUUUAAUGAACAUGAAAAGGUGAAUAUAAGAAGCGUUCAUGUCAUGUGAAACAACAUAUAAACACUGUAAAUAGGUCAGGAGCCAGACAAAGAGUCUAAGAAGGAUUGAAAAUGUAUUAUUUAGGCUAUUUUAUUUCAAUCAUUUAAAGGCUAUAGGGUACAAAGUAAUACAUUGUGAAGCAUUUUUGAGUGCAACACACAGGGCUGGGAGGGAGUCAGGAACAUUACCAAGUGCUCAGCAUUUAAACAACAUUUCGUUGUAUUAAAUCAUUAUAGUCUAUAAAUUGGGCAUAUAGGCUGAUUUAUGUUUUUAGGCAAAAUAACCCAAUUAAAAAACAGAAAGCUCUUUGAAAGUUGGAAUAUGCCUAUUGGGCCAAAAUCAAUUAUUGCCUAUUGUAUAGAUAAUAGAACAAAAAUGAAGGAAACUUUUAAGAUAUCAGAUUUUUAGUUUAUAAAUACUUUGCUACAAUGACACACUUAAUUAGCUACCCAGCUCAUUCAUUUAUUUUAGUUUAGCAUGUGCAGUAGUAAUAAGUACACCAUCAUGCUUUCGGGAUACGUGUCUUUUCAGAUUCCACUAUGAUUCACCUCACUCCCUCUCUUGCUCUUGGUCCUCAUCUUUGUAAGCAGUGGCGGAACUAGAGUUUUCUACAUGGGGUGGCCAAGGGGUGUCCAAGGCUACUUCAGGGGGUCCAUAGACCAUGACAGUAAAUUAGUGUGUAACCCUAACCUGGCAUCUAAGGAGCAUGAAUGAAUCAUAUGAUUGCUGAUUAGAGGUAGAAUUGAUCAUUCACUUAACCCGAAGUUCUUCAAUGUGACAGAUAGUGUGGUCCAAAAGGGUUUGUUCACUAGAAUUAUUUAAAAUACUAUGAAUAGUCAGGGUCUCUACCUCGGAACUGCAGCUCAAUUUCUUUCUCUCUCACAUACACACUGUACUGUACUCGCAUACUGGAGAGACUUGGGUCACUCUGUUUUCAUGAAUAUAUCAUCUGGAUCUAUAAGUGUUGAACAUCCAAAAUAUUUUCCCAAAAAUAAAGCUCAAGCGCCAAGGAGAUAAGAUAGCAUUUGUGUGUUACAUAAAUUGCAUAGUUUAUUUACAAAAAAGUAAAUUUACAAAAAAACACACUGCAAUUUGAUAUAGCAGGUAUCAAGCAGAAACAGACUUUAAAAAUCAUUUUGGUGCCCAUCAAUAUUACAAACUUACAGUAUCAUAUUAAUGCUCAUAUAUAUUAUGUUAACUAAUAGCAAAGAAAAGUUUUGGAAUUGGCCUAAUCAAGACCAAAUUAAAUAUGUGUGACAUGAUGCCCUUUGGAUUUAUCAUUUUAGAAUGUCAGUGUACCAGCUAGUACACAGUGCAGGUUUUAAUCAUGACCAGAGGGACCGUCUAAGUGCCAAAUGAUCCUAGGUAGAUUUAAAACAGCAUACUUCUGCGGUUCUGGUGAGAACUGGCUAAAUGUUUCACAAACUCAUCCAUGUUGAGGGAGCGUGCCCUCCUUGACUCAACACUGAGAAUUCCGAAGUAACUUAACCUGUCAUCAACCAUUGUUGUCCUAAGGUGGGGUUUAAUCAGUUUUAAAGCUGAGAAGCUUCUCUCGCAAGAAGCACUGCUGACUGGUGUAACAACAGAAAUCUUACAAAGUCGAAAUAGCUCAUGGAAGACCUCUUUAUAAAGUUCUAGAAACACAACAAAGUCAAGGAGAGUAGACGGUCUGUCCCUUCCACUUUUCUCUCUCCUAUCAAGAAGCCACUUGGUUUGAUGAACCUCAUGUUUGAGGUCCUCUAAAUCUGACUCAAAUGUCUGAGCAAAAGCAAACAAAGGCUCCUCAUUCAAGAAUGUUGUACUCUAUGGGUUGAGAGACUGGACCCCUUGCAUUAUCUCGCAAUUCUUCUUUGAAAACGUAUCUGCGGCACAGCUGUGAGACUGUCAAGCACCUGAUAAAAGAUAGCUCUUUGGAAGCUCUCACCAUCACUUUGGUCACUAUUUUUCUGUCCUACAGUGCUCAUCAUCAAUGAGUCGUGA